This is a messenger RNA of Aphidius gifuensis, 10492 nucleotides long. RefSeq names its product insulin-like growth factor 2 mRNA-binding protein 2 (gene Imp). Gene Ontology annotation, cellular component: cytoplasm; nucleus; cytosol. Bases 721 to 2811 code for a protein of 696 amino acids. The record is from RefSeq and is a predicted model, not a curated record. Gene Ontology annotation, molecular function: mRNA 3'-UTR binding. Lineage: Eukaryota; Metazoa; Arthropoda; Insecta; Hymenoptera; Braconidae. Gene Ontology annotation, biological process: regulation of gene expression; nervous system development. The transcript has 9 exons.
CAAAGAGGAAAAAAAUAAAAAAAAAAAAAAAAACGACAAAAAAGUCGUGCAAGAGGGGAGCAACUAAAGACAAAAGCGAAUCAAGCUUCAGUAUCCGAUCGUCGCUAAUUUCGUGUCCUCCACAAUUUAUUCGUGAUUAAGUUGUGUCACAAUUUGCAAAAUAAAUAAUAAAAAGAUAUUAAUAUUAAUAUCUGUGAUUUAAUAAAAAAAUAUUAUUCAAUAUUUAAGUUGGUUUUUAUGAUACGAGGCAACAAGUCUCACACGUGAUAUUAAAAGUCGUGAGAAAAAAUCAAGAUAAAUAACCAAGAACAAAAAAAAUAAAGAAAAAAAAAGAAAGACAGGAUAAACUUCAUUGAGCUUUUUGUGUAUUUCUCCAAGCCUAAAAAAUUAAAUAAAAAAAAACAAAAGAGUUUUGAAAGAAAAAGAGGUUGCUAUCGAUUAUAAUUUUUUGGCAUUUAUUUUGUGCAAAUUAGUAUUAUAUUUAAUUUAUUUUAUAUAUAUAAUAAUUCAGUGAGCAUUAUUUCGUGUGUUUGUUCGUUAUAAUAUAUAUGUAUAUUUAAAAAAAAUAUAUAAAAAUCGGGUUCGCGAGACGGCUAUUAAAGUUGGAAGACAACAACAAAAAAAGAAAAGAGGUCAGUGACGUAAAAGAUACAAAGUGUCUAGAGAAAAUUUUGAUAUUUCAACCACGUGCCAGAGGAUAAAACAGGAAAAGUUAUCAUCAUGGCGUCGACAAAACAAAUUCAUCAACAGUUUCAACAACAACAACAACAACAACAGCAACAACCACAACAACCACAACAACAGCAACAGGCAACAACACCAAUAACUGUAUCAAAAUUAUACGUAGGCAAUUUGCCGUCGGAAUGCAAUGAAGCUGCACUUCGUCAAUUGUUUAAUGAAAAUAAUUUUGGAUGCACAACGAUACUUGUUAAACGUGGUGGAUAUGCAUUUGUUGAUUGUGCUGAUCAAUCAACGGCUGAUCGGGCCAUUGACAAACUCAACGGAUACACAUAUUUGGGAUCAUCACUUGUUGUCGAGCCAUCAGUUGCAAGUACAACAAAAAAACGACCUGGUGGCACCACAAAACCAGAUACCCCAACCAGCCAAUUCACCAAUGGAUGGAGUGGCUCUGUGGCAAAGGUUUUAGUUAGCAAUCUGCCUUUACACGCCAAAUUCGAAGACGUCCAGAACAUCUUCUCAGCUUAUGCACAGGUGCAAAACGUUGAAAAAGUGCAGUCUCGUGAUCCAAAUAGCCAAGCAUUACUCAUCAGCUAUGAAACACAAGAGCUAGCACAGCAGGCUGUGUCUCAGUUGAAUGGCUACGAUUUCGAGGGUUUCUCAUUGAAAGUGGAAAUGUCGAGUGCCGAAAGUAGAAGAAGGGGACGUAGCCAACGUCCAGGCGUUGCAUUUACUGGUUUACCUGGUUCUGGACGUCAAACAGAUUUUCCAUUACGUGUUCUUGUACAAUCAGAUAUGGUUGGUGCUAUUAUUGGUCGUCAAGGUUCAACAAUACGUCAAAUAACUCAAUCAACAAGAGCAAGAGUUGAUGUACACCGUAAAGACAAUGUUGGUUCACUUGAAAAAGCUAUUACCAUUUAUGGUAAUCCAGAAAAUUGCACAAAUGCAUGCAAAAAAAUACUUGAAGUUAUGCAACAAGAAGCUAACAAUACAAAUAAAGGUGAGAUUACAUUGAAAAUUCUUGCACACAACAAUUUGAUUGGUCGUAUUAUUGGAAAAGGUGGUAAUACAAUCAAAAGAAUAAUGCUUGAUACUGAAUCUAAAAUAACAGUCAGCAGUAUAAAUGACAUCAAUAGCUUCAAUCUUGAACGUAUCAUUACCGUCAAAGGCACCAUUGAUAAUAUGAGCAAAGCUGAAUCCAUGAUCUCCAGUAAACUUCGUCAAAGUUAUGAAAAUGAUCUUCAAGCAAUGGCUCCACAAAGCAUGAUGUUCCCUGGACUUCAUCCAAUGGCAAUGAUGUCAACAGCAGGAAUGGGCUAUAGCUCACGUGGACCUGGUCUUUAUGGUUCAGGACCAGCUCCAUAUCCAUAUCAAGGAAGUUUACAAACUCAACAAGGUGUACCAACAACUGAAACACAAGAAACAACUUUCCUUUACAUUCCUAACAACAGUGUUGGUGCUAUUAUUGGUACAAAAGGUUCUCAUAUCAGAAAUAUCAUUAGAUUCUCUGGUGCUAGUGUUAAAAUUGCUCCACUUGAACAAGAAAAACCAGCUGAUCAACAAACUGAAAGAAAAGUCACCAUUGUCGGUUCACCAGAGUCUCAAUGGAAGGCACAAUAUUUAAUUUUUGAAAAAAUGCGUGAAGAAGGUUUUGUUGCUGGAACUGAAGAUGUCAGACUUACUGUUGAAAUUCUUGUACCAAGUGCUCAAGUUGGUCGUAUUAUUGGUAAAGGUGGUCAAAAUGUUAGAGAACUUCAACGUGUUACUGGAAGUGUCAUUAAACUUUCAGAACAACAAACAACACCAGCACCAGUUGAUGAAGAAACAACUGUCCAUAUAAUUGGACCAUUUUUCUCUGUUCAGUCUGCACAAAGAAGAAUCAGAGCAAUGGUUAUUCAAUCAGGUGCUCCAGGUAGCACAACUGGAAUUCCUGGCUCACGCGCUGGUCGCGGAAGCAGCCAAGAAGGUGGUGCACGUUCAAGAAGAGAUGACAGUACCGCAUCACAAGCUGGUAGCAUAGUUUCUCAAACACCACAAUCACCGCAGUCACAAUCUGCUCAACAACAACAGCAACAACAAUCCCCCCAAUCUCAAUCAUCAAACUCACCAUCUCAAAAUCAACAACAGCAGUAAAUUAAAACACUGCUUCAAAUUAAGAUGAUAAAAUGAGAUUAAUAAUCAUCAAUAACGAAUGAAAAAAGAAAGAAAAAAAAACAACAACAAAUCAACAUAAAAACACCUGAUGUCAAUCAACGCCUCAAUAGAUUCAUUAUUUAUUUUUUUCUUUUUUUUUUUCAUUUUAUUUUAAACUUUUGUUUUUUUUUUUUUUUUUAUGUUUUAAUCGUUCGCGGUGGUUUAAACUGUGAAAGAUAAUUGUGGACGAUUUAAUCGCGAUGCUCGGAAGUGUUUUAAAUGGGCAAAUAAGUAAAUUUAAGAAAAAAAAAAAAAACUCUACUGAAUCUCGAGUGACUUCCCGGUGUCACGAAAUUAAUCAAUUGUUACCGCUGCUUGCUUGAUAUAGUAUAUACAUUAUCGUGUGUGAUUAUUCAAACAAAAAAAGAAAAAAAAAGUGUUUUUUUUUUUUUAUAUUUUUCUUUUUUUAAUUAAAUCAAGACUUGUCAGCGAUGUGUGUUGAAUUGAUCACUAGUUGAUCUUAUAAUUAAAUUCAUUCGCAAUGGGACUCUGGAAGUUACUAUUUGCAAAUGAAAAUUUAAAAUAAUAAUAAUAAUUUCAUGACACUGGGAAGUAAAUGAGAAUAUAAGUUUAAAAUUAAUACAAUCAUUAUUGUUUUUUUUUUUUUUUGAUUGUAAAAUUAUAAUUUGUAUAAAAAAAAAUUAAGCCUGCACUUGUACAAUCUACCCUGUGCAUCACGGUUCUCGUUAAUUUUAUUGUAUAUUUAGUUAUUUAUAUUUAAUAAGUCGCAUGAAAUAUAACAAAAAAAAAAAAAAACCGAUGAACAAUAUUAAACAAAUAAUGAAUAACUAGAUCUCGUAGAAUAAAAAAAAAAUGAAAAAAAAAAUUUAAAAAACCCACCGCAUCGAUAGUAAAGCGUUUGACAAGUAAAAAAAUAAAAAAAAAAAUUAAGAAAAUUAAGAAAUGAAAAAAAGAAACAAAAGAAAAAUAAUGAAAAUAAAAAAAUUAAAAUUAAAAAAAUGAAAAACUACGGAAAACACACACAACCUUAUUACCUCAUUCAUUAUGAUUAAAGAUUAAUAACUAAUGAUAGAGCAGAGUGAAGUGAGAAAUAAUUAAAAAAAAAAAAGAAAAUAAUAAUAAUAAAGAGAAAAAUAAUGAAAGAAAGAGAAACCAACUGAUUUAAAGUCUACGUAAUAUUAAAGUUUUAAAGUUAUUAAUAAUAGUAUACAGAGAGAAUGAAAAAAAGUUAAGUUACAAUUACACAAUUACGUUAUAUACAUGUUAUUACAGCUUACACUUUGCUAUACCGAUAAUUAUUAUUAUUACACUGUUAAUUAAUUAACUAUAUAGUUCAGCCUUUUUUUUCUUUUUUUUUAAAAAAAUUCGUGUUUAAUAUUUUUGUUCAUAUUAUCAUUUGCAACUGUUCUAAUAUUAUUAUUUUUUUUUUCUUUUUUGUUGUAUCUUUUUUUUAUAUUAAAUUUGUUUUUACAAUUAUCAUUAGAAAAAAAUAUAAAACUAAGAUACAGUUUUGUAAAUUACGUAACCAAUUUAAAUAAUGGUGACUUAAGAUUUAAAAAAAAAAAAUAAUAAAUGAAAUUUAAGAAAAAAUAAAUGAAAAAAAAAAUUAAUCAAGAGAACAUAAUUAAUGCGCCACUCUGACAUUUCAGAAUAAAUUAAUAUUUUAAUAAGUUUGAACAGCAUUUUGUACAAUUCCCUUGAAACGUAAUACCAAAGAAACAAUUAUGAUUUUUUUCGUAUUAUUAAUGAUGAAUUAUAUUGGCAAUGAAUUUUAUUUCUACAAAUUAUCUUGAUAAGAUAUAUUGCCAAUUAUUUCGAGGGAUUGUAUGUUUUAUCAAGAGUAACAUCAAUUUGUUUUUAAAUUAUUUUAAACAAAUUCAAUGUCACCCUUAUCAAAAGGUAAAAUAAAAAAUUUAAACUUACUGAAUGAAAGAUCAAGAAUUUUGCAAAUGAAAAUUUAAGUUAAUGAAAAAAAAAAACGUUUGAGAAUUAAAAAAAAAAAAAAAAAACAAACAAAAGCAACAAAACAUUUUCAGGGAUUUAUACUUUACCAUGAAUGUUAUGUGUGAGUGUGCGUGUGUUGACUGAUAAACUAUUAAUUCAUAAGUGAUUUAAUUAAUUAAUAAUAAUAAUGAUAACGUGAGUCGCGAUACAGGUUUAAUUAGGUUUAUUCAGAUAUUAAUUUAAAUUUUAUCAGUAAACAUGAAAGUCUCAAUACAGUUGAGAUGAAUUUUUUUUUUUUUUUUUAAUCUCAAAUAAAGAUUUUUUUGGUAAUCAACUGAAAAAUCUAUCAAACUGGACUAACAAAUAUUAAUCAUUGCGAGACGAAUAUUUAUAUACGUAUUUGAUAAAUGUCUCGCAACAUAUUUCGGUAACAAAUAAAUGAUAUUUUUCAUCAGUGAAAAAAUAAUCUUCAAGUUACUAAAAGUAACGAAAAAAAAAUGAAAAAAAUAAAUAAAUUUCUCGACAUUCGUUGUUGAAUUACUCGCGUUUAGUACAAAGAAUAAAACGAGGUAUAAAAAUAAUUAUGGAUUAACAUAUUUGCGUUGAAACGGUCAAAUUUGGAAAGUGUGCACGUUUUUUUUUUUAUAAAUAUAUUGGGAGAACGAAGCUGAAGUAGAUUUAAAGUAAAAAAAAACGUGACAAAGAUUUUUUUUUUUUUAAAGUUAAAAAAAAAAUAUAAAAGAGUUAAAAGUGGCGAUUAAUUGAAGGAAACAAAGAUUGAGAAAAAAAUAAUGAAAAAAAAAAAAAAAAAAAAAAGAAUAUAAGUUUAUUUUUGAUACAUUGUUGGGGGGAGAUCUAAAUAAUUCUUUCAGUUUUUUCCCCAGAUUUUUUUUUUUUUUUUUUUUAUUCUGUUAAAUGUUUUUUUUUUUUUUUAUAUAACUUAAUGGAUUUAAAUGAUAUUAGGGAUGAAAAAAAAGGAAAAUUUUUGUGAGUAAAAGAGAAGAUUUAAAUUUUUAAUAUAAAUAAAUGGAAUGAGUAUAAAAAAAGAGUGAGAAAACGAGAAAAAAAAGAGAGAGAUUAAGUAAAAAAAAAAAAAAUUAAAAAAAAAAAAAAGAAAAGUCGAAAUAAUAAAGUUAUAAAAUUGAUUGAUGCGUGAAAGGGUAUAUAAAACGAGGCAAAGUAACUUCGUGAGUGAGAAAAUUUAAUGAUGAGAUAAUUUGUCAGAUGCAGAAUGUUUUUUUUUUUUAUAUUUUUUUAUUAUUAAUCUGCUCUGUACGUUUAUUCUAGGAAAAGGAGUUUUUUAGUCAGAUAAAAUUUUAUAAUAUAUUUAAUAAUAUAUUACGUGAGAAAAAUGAAAAUUUUAUUAAAAAAAAAAAAAGAAAAAAGGAGAAAAAAAAAGAAAAAAAAAUUUUUAAAAAGUAUAUAAAGAAUGUGGUGUGGUCAGGUCGCUGGGAGACCGUCUCACCAGAGUAUCACGAGGAUUUUGAUGUAGAUUUGUUGAUUAAUUUAGCUCCGUUUAAAAAAUAUCACUUGAAUCAAAUCCUCAUAUUUUCAAAUAUUGCGAUCUCCCGCUUCAGCCACUUGUCAAUUUUUUUUUGUAUCAAAUGAAUUUUAAAUAGACAAAAAAACAAAACACAAUUAAAUACAAAACAUAAAAUUAUAGUAAAUUAAGCAUUUAAAAAAAAAACAAAACUGACACUCCUUUAUCCAGUUUAAAAAAAAAAAAAACUAAUAAAUAUUAUCGCGAAUAACAAUAUAAUCAAGAAAAUAAAAAAAAUAAAAUAUACACUUGUUUUUCAGUCGUAGGAAAAACAUUUUAUAAGAUUUAAAUUCACUCACGACUAAACGAGCCCCAUGUGUCAUUAUAUGACAUAUUUAUUUCGGUUUAUUUGAUUUAACUACAUAUAUUUCCGAAAAUAAUAAUAACCCCCGCAUCGAAAUGAUCACUCACUUUCCAUCGAGCACGUCAAAGAAUAAACAUAAAUAAAUAACUCUUCGACUUCGUUGCUCGUUCAUAUACACUUAAAAAGGAAAGAAAUUUAUAUAAAAAUUUGAAUUAAAAAUCAACGCGAACAUGGACCAAAUAGCAGGCAUCGUCACACGCAAAAAUAAAUAAAAAAUAAUGACGAGACACAUAAAAAAAAAAUUAAAUAACAUCGGAAAUAAUAAAUGGACCAUUAAUUAAAAAAACAAAAAAAAAAAUGGAAAACAAAUAGUGUUAAUCGUAAAACAAAAAACAAAAAAAAUAUAAAUUUGUUUUUUAAAUCUUAUUUUGGCAGUUUUUUUUUUUAAUUUAUUUUUUUCUUUUUUUACACCAACAAAAUCAGCAAAAAACUUGUGAAAAAGCUCAGGCUAUAAAAAGCUCAUUGAUGGUGAUAGAAAAAAAAAAAAAUAUAUAUAUUUAAAAAAAAAAAAAAAAGAUUAAGAUUUUAAAAAAUAAAAAAGGGCGGGCUUUAUUAUUAUAUAUACUGUUUAAUUGUGAGACCCGCUCACACACUCGGGGACGAUGAAAUGUACAAAUCAAACAAAAAUAAGGAGAAAAAAAAAAUAAUUAAUUAAAAAUAAUUAAAUUAAUAUUUGUAUUACUGUGCCGUCAAUGUGUACAGAUUAUUUAAAAAAAAAAAAAAAUUAAGAAACAUUUAUCGUAACGCGUCCACUACCUCAAGAGUGCUACAAUUUUUCUAUAUUAAUUAUUCAAAAAAUGAAAAAAAAAAAAACUUAAAAAAAAAACAAAAAUAAUUCAAAAAAAAAAAAAAAAAAAAAAACGUAAUUAAAUAAUUUCAUAGAGAAUACAAAAAAAAAAAAAGAAAACCUUAAAUUAAUUUGAAUUAAUCAUAAACAAUUUUUUUUUAAAUGAGAUUAAAAAAAAAAAAGAAAAAACCGUUUGAUAAUUUAAAAAUUUUUUAAAACAAAAAAAAUAGUAUAAUUAGUAUUUCACAAUUCAUGAUAUAUAUUUCAAUUUUUAUUUCCUUUAUAUUAAUACUUAGACAUUACAUUGAUAAAGCCGUUUUUUGUUCUUGUUGACUUUAAAGAAAAAAAAGCACAGAAUGCAUUGAGUGGUUGCGUUUAUUAUUAACCCUCAAAAAAGCAAUCUUGUUUUUCCGUUAAGCAGUUGUUCUAAUAUUGAUAUAAGUAUAAGAAAUGUUUUUUUUUUUUUUGUCAAAUAUAUUCACAACAGAUUUAAUAAAAAAAAAAAAAUAGAAUAUCCAAUAUAAAUAUUAAUAAAUUAAUAGUUUUAAUAAUAACAGAGAGAAAAAUAUACAUUGAGGGAAAUAUAAAUUGAAAUAAAUUAUCUCCCAUUAAAAUGAAAAUAAUUGUGAGAAAAAAAUAUUAAUGAUAAUUAAAAUAUUAAUAAAAAAAUUGUAAAUUAUAUUGUAUAUUGUAAUUAAUCGGUUCGAUUAAACGGGAUCACAGAUUUUAUUGAUUUGUUGUCGAGCAAAAAAUGCUCUUCUCCACGAUAAACAACUAUGAUAAUUUCUUUAAAUCAUCAAAUAAUUUAUACAUAAAUUUUAUCAAAACAAUAACAAACAAUUUAACAAACUGGAGAACGUUAUUUGAUAAUAAUUUAUCAUUGAUUUGUACAUUACAAAUUACAAUUAAUAAGGAAAAAAAAAAUAAUGCGAAACUCAAUAAUCAGUUUGUCAUUGUUAACAAGAAAAAGAAAUUGAGAAAAUCAUUGACUAUACUAAACUGUACAAAAAUGGUUGCAUGCACACGGAAUAACGAAAAAAUAUUAAAAUUAAAAAAUAAUAAUAGUAUUUUAAGGAAAUGGCACAACGCCGUGAAACCUUGCGAAAAUUUAAAAAAAAAAAAAAAAGAAUUUACAUUUAUUCAUACAUAAUGUUUAUAAUAAUAAUUAUUAUUUUUUUGUUUUUUUUUUUAUUUUUAUUUAAUUAGAAAAGUAUUGCAUUGUAAAGACAAGCUCUUUGCAUUUUCUUUGCAGUUAAAAUGGUUUUUAUUUUUAAUAUGUAAAAAUAGUGCAUCGGGAUCACUUGUAUGUAAUUUUUAUUGAUGAAAAUUUAAAUUGAAAUAACAAGAUAAUUCAUUUGGACAAGUGCGCUCAAGUGAUCCUGCAAUUACGAUAAUUAAUUCAAGUUCAAAUUAUUAAUUUUCAGUUUGCUUUGUCGAGUUUUAUUUUAUUUUUUUUUUUUUAUUUGUUUUUUCAAUUAGUUUUUAUAUAAAAAUAAAAUUACAACUUUUUUUUUUUUUUUGCACCAUGUCACUACGACAAAUUAACCGGUUUAGAUAUUUUUUUUUAUUUUUGUUUUAUUGGCAAGAUUAUUACGAUGAAAAUUUCAACCGGAAAAAAUUUGUAUUGUAUGAAAUUUAUGUAAUUUUUUUUUUUAUAUACUUACUGAAAAAAUUUUCUCACUAAAAAAAUUUCUUUCGACUACAUAUGGAAAAAAUUAUGAAAUAUUUGUGGAUAAUGUUUUUAAAAAUACUAAAUAUUUACGGCUAAUCAUUAAGAAAUACAAAAAAAAUAAAUCAUAGAAAUUUAAAAAAUUUAAAAAAUAGGCAUUAAGGCUGGAUACAAGAGCAGUUGGCAUUACUUCGGAUGCAAAAUUGUUUUUUUUUUUUUUAUUUUAAUAAUAAUUAUCUUUAGAAAAAGAAGUAUAUAUUUCUUUUUAAAUAAAAAUAAUAAUUCGAAUGACAUUUAAAUUUGAAAAAGAAAAAAAAAAAAAAAGUUUUGAUUCUUAAUUUAAUCUUCCGGAGAAAUAGCUACUGCUGGAAAAAAAAAUUUGGAAAAAAUAAUAAUAAUUCGGUUACGAUAUGCCAAGGUGAGAAAUGCUCUUUAUCUUUAGGUUUAAAAAUAAAAAUGAAUAAAAAAACCAAAAAAAAAAAACAAAAAACAAAAAAAAAACAAACAAAAAAAAUUAAACUAAAUUAAAAAUUUCGGUGUGUGCGCAAAAAAUAGAAAUAAAAAAAAAUUCAGUCGAAAGAAAUUCAAAAUUUUUUUAAUAAAAAAUUAAUCUCUUUAAUUUUAUUAACAAUAAUUUGCGAAAUUUUUGAAAAAUUAAUUGUUCAACGUAUACAUGUCUAAAAAUUAUAUUUAAAAAAAAAUUUCGAAAUUUUACUUAGUCGAUUUCUCGUCUCGUUUGUGAGAGCGGGUUGAAACAAAAAAUGAAAGAAAAAAAAAACAAAAAAAAUUAUAAAAAGAUAAGUUUUUCAUGAAAAAAAUUGAAAAAAAAUUGAAAAAAAAAAUUUUGAAAACGUGUUUAUGACAUAAUAAAAAUUUACCAAUAUAAUUACAAUAACAAAACAAAAAAAAAUAAUCAACAAACUGACACGAUAUUCUCAGCAAACUAAAAACAAAAAAAACAUUGUUAUUUUUUUUUUCUUAUUAAUGAAAAAUGUGUCGCGAUAAUAUUUAAAACUCAGUGCAAUAGUUGUUUCAAUAGUAAUGGAUUUAAAGCGUUAAUAAGACUGUGAUAUAUUGUCGUUCAUUUUAAUAAUCUAAAACACUACAAAGAUUUUUAAAAACAAUGAAAAAUACUAAUUAAAAAAAAAUGUUGUCGACAAUUUUCGCAGGUCGAAAACGCACUUCACAAUAUAAAUAAUAAACUACCUCGCAAUUUUUUUUUUUUUUUUUUUCAUAGACGAAAUAAUAAAUAAAAAUACAUUUAACAAAAAAAUACUAUACCUCAAUUAUAAUCAAUCACACAAAUUGUUCAUCAAGAGAAAAAAAAAAGAAGAAAUAUAUACACUAAUGUUUUUC